UCUUCCGCGCAUGCGUGUUGCGACUUCGCCGGGCGCAGGGGCGGGGAGGCCAGGAGCCGCUAAAGCCCCGAGAGCCGCCGGGGGGGGAGGCGGCGGGCCUCAGUGCGCCCUAAGUCCCUGCUUGCCGAGCAGCCGCCACCUGCCCAGUGACCAUGAUAGUGUUUGUCAGGUUCAACUCCAGCCAUGGUUUCCCAGUGGAGGUGGAUUCUGACACCAGCAUCCUCCAGCUCAAGGAGGUGGUUGCUAAGCGACAGGGGGUUCCGACUGACCAGUUGCGUGUGAUUUUCGCGGGGAAGGAGCUCCGGGAUGACUCGACGCUGCAGAACUGCGACCUGGAUCAGCAGAGUGUGGUUCACGUCGUGCAGAGACUGCAGAGAGGAGGGCGGGAAAUGGGCGCCUCUGGAGGCUGCAGCCCCGGCUCCGAGGCCAGGGGCCCGGGGAGAGGAGCCGAGAGCCUGACGCGAGCGGACCUCAGCGGCUCCGUCCUGCCGAGCGACUCGGUGGGCCUGGCGGUCAUCCUGAGUCACGGCAGGAGGGACGAUCCGCCACCAGCGGGAAGUCCAGGUAGACCAACCUACAACAGCUUUUAUGUGUAUUGCAAAGGCCCCUGUCAAGGAGUUCAGCCAGGAAAACUCAGGGUACGAUGUAGCACCUGCAAGCAAGCAACACUCACCUUGGCCCAGGGUCCAUCUUGCUGGGAAGAUGUCUUAGUUCCAAAUCGGAUGAGUGGUGAAUGCCAGUCUCCAAACUGUCCUGGAACUGGAGCAGAAUUUUUCUUUAAAUGCAGAGCGCAUCCAACCUCUGACAGGGAGACAUCAGUAGCUUUGAACCUGAUCACAACAAAUAGUCGAGGCAUCAGUUGCAUAACAUGUACAGACAUCAGGAGCCCUGUCCUGGUUUUCCAGUGCAGCUCCCGCCACGUGAUUUGUUUGGAUUGUUUCCACUUAUACUGUGUGACAAGACUCAAUGAUCGGCAGUUUGUCCUUGACCCUCAGCUUGGUUACUCCCUACCUUGUGUGGCUGGCUGUCCCAACUCCUUGAUUAAAGAGCUUCAUCACUUCAGGGUUCUUGGAGAAGAGCAGUACGGCCGGUACCAGCAGUACGGCGCCGAGGAGUGCGUGCUGCGGGCGGGGGGCGCGCUGUGCCCCAGCCCUGGCUGCGGGGCGGGGCUGCUGCCGGAGCCGGGAGUGAGGAGAGUCGCGUGCGCGGGCGGCCACGGCCUGGGCUGCGGGUUUAUCUUUUGCCGGGAUUGUAGAGAAGCAUACCAUGAAGGGGAAUGCAGUGCCUUACUUGAAGCCUCAGGAACAGCUACUCAGGGCUACAGAAUUGAUGAAAAAGCAGCUGAACAAGCCCGAUGGGAAGAGGCAUCGAAAGAAACAAUCAAGAAAACCACUAAACCCUGUCCUCAUUGCCAUGUUCCAGUCGAAAAAAAUGGAGGAUGCAUGCACAUGAAGUGCCCCCGGCCCCAGUGCAAGUUUGAGUGGUGCUGGAACUGCGGCUUGGAGUGGAACCGCACGUGCAUGGGCGACCACUGGUUCGACGUGUAGCUACAGGCGGCUGAGCCCCCCGCGCCUCCAGCGCAUUCGACGUGUAGCUCCAAGCCGCUGAAACAACGGCCAGUUUUGCCAGCAGUCCUCGUUUGAAAAAUACCAAUUGUCCAACCAUUAUUCGCUAUUUUUCCUUUCUACACACACCACACACACACACACACACACGCGCACACACACACACACACACACACACACACACAUUUCAAAUUCUUUCCAAAAUCACAAAAAUAAAAUUACAGAAUCAGCUCCUGGAAUUCCUUUUAUUAUGUCCACGAAAAACAAUCAAGCCCAAUAGUGAGAACGGUAAGAAGUAUUUCCAGAUUUCAACAACACACAAAUACCGCAGCACAAGUUAAAGUGCCAUCGGCGUGUUUUUGCAUGGAUUGUCAUUCUUGAGUAAACUCAAGUCAGGCUGGGAGAAUUCAUGGAGAGAGAUAUUUCUCAGGGUUAAUUUCCUGCAUUUUAUCUGCAGUAAAUAUUGUGAAUAAGUCCAUAGUGAUGUGGGAAAUAGGUUUUGGGGGUGUAUUGUCAGUGGUUCUCUGUAAGAUUGUCUGCGAUAGAUUCUCAAAAAUACAUGCAUAGCUUUAAAAGCAAAGCUCUUCACUUAAAUUUUAGAGAACAUCCAUCCUCAAAGAACUAUAGGCAAUAGUCAAAAACAUUUGCUUGUCUCCAAUAAUUUUAUUAUAAAUUGCAUUGAUGCAAUAUCAACUGGGCACACAUAGCCUGUCACCAAAGUGAGAAAUUACAGAAGUUCAUUUCAAUGCUUAAUGCUUAAACUACAGGAAAGAAAUCAAAACUUGAUGAACCUUUCACAUCAUUUAAUUUUCUAUAACUUCAGAGAGAAAUUAUUUUUCUGAAAACAUUACUGGAUAUGUAGUUUGAUUUUAAAUAUUCAUUUGCAGAUUGGAGAAUGCACUAAUCCAUCUGGCUACACUGUGAAUUUAAUGGCUAAGGUGUCUAUAAAGGAGAUAUUGAUAAAAAUCAUUUCAUAAUAUUCUGCACAUUAACAAAUGUGUAGAUUGUUAUAUCAGAAUCUUUAAAGCAGCAGCAUUUCUAAGAAUAUAAAAAUUAAAAUGUGCCUGACUCCCUCUAUCGGAAGGGUUUCCCUCAAUCAGCAAGUCCCAGGGGGCUCUGUACAUCCAUCUGGGUUCUUCCAAAAGAGGCCUUCUCUCUAACACAGCAAACUCACACUACAACAUUUCCUCAUGACAAUGUGAUUUGGACUUGAGUAUUGUUGAUUACAUUUUUUCCUUCCAUUUUUUAUUGAGAUAUAUUCACAUACCCUACAAUCAUCCAAAGUGUACAAUCAGUUGUUCACAGUACCAUCAU
Messenger RNA from Choloepus didactylus (southern two-toed sloth), 2879 nucleotides. It is a transcript of the gene PRKN, whose product is annotated as parkin RBR E3 ubiquitin protein ligase. The record is from RefSeq and is a predicted model, not a curated record. The transcript is spliced from 12 exons. The coding region runs from base 153 to 1547 and encodes 464 amino acids. Gene Ontology annotation, biological process: protein polyubiquitination; regulation of cellular response to oxidative stress; regulation of mitochondrion organization. Lineage: Eukaryota; Metazoa; Chordata; Mammalia; Pilosa; Megalonychidae. Gene Ontology annotation, molecular function: ubiquitin conjugating enzyme binding; zinc ion binding; polyubiquitin modification-dependent protein binding. Gene Ontology annotation, cellular component: mitochondrion; cytosol; ubiquitin ligase complex.